Messenger RNA from Anopheles marshallii, 4706 nucleotides. It is a transcript of the gene spri, whose product is annotated as protein sprint. Bases 1 to 4692 code for a protein of 1563 amino acids. The record is from RefSeq and is a predicted model, not a curated record. Gene Ontology annotation, molecular function: small GTPase binding; guanyl-nucleotide exchange factor activity. Gene Ontology annotation, biological process: signal transduction; vesicle-mediated transport. NCBI's taxonomy places the organism in Eukaryota, Metazoa, Arthropoda, Insecta, Diptera, Culicidae. The transcript is spliced from 15 exons. Gene Ontology annotation, cellular component: endocytic vesicle; cytosol.
AUGGAUUCGGAAACAGACGACAACUGCUACGAGCGGAAGGACAUUCCGGUCGAUAGCUUCGGAGGUGACUUCUAUCACAGCAGAGACGUAACCACGCGCCAGCUCAACCGACAUCACCUGGCGCACUGUGCGUCCGAUCUUUCCCCAGCCAAUGCGCGUCCAAUUUCAUUGCCGGCAAAGCUCAGCAACAAUCCCGACGGUGGAACGUGCGCAAACGGUCGUGAUCAGCUCGACAGCGGAACGAAUUUGGUCGAUAGUUCGUCACUGAUCCGACGGUACGCUGAGGUGACCAAGUUUAAGCAGGAUAUAUCUUCCGGCAGUGGAAACAGUGCCAAUAGGCUUUCAAAAGGGCCGGAUUCUUCACUGGCAAUGGCAAAAAGACGACUCAGCACAUUGCACUCCAGCGUUCAGCAGAACGAAGUGGAAACGAUGGACGACGAUAUGAUGCCUCUGCUCUCAAGUAAUCGUGAACUCUCACAGGAAGAACUUUAUGAAUCACACACAUCACUUGUCUCCAGCUCGGAAGGAGGCAUUAUGGCCGAGGGUGAAGAGACUUCCAGUGACGAAUCGCAGGAAUCGAACAGUUCGGCCAACCCGACCGCGAUCGUAAUGAGCCUGCUGGAACGAUUGCUUCGUUCGCAUCCGGUGUGGUUUUUACCCGGCAUUCAACGUUCCGGCGCGAUCCAUCUGCUGCAGGGGAAGGAAGAAGGGACGUUUAUUGUCCGCGGUUCUAGUCAGUCAAAAACGAUGGCCGUUUCGGUGCGUUUGCCGGUAAACGCAGGACCUUACAUUGAACACUAUCUGAUACAGUCCAACAAUGGGCAGUUGAGUUUGGAAAGCUCUCGCUUCAAAUUUGAAUCCAUACCUGCGCUUAUCGCUCACUACACGCAAUGCUGUGACGAGCUGCCCGUUCAAUUAUGUCUUCCGGUAGCGCUGCGCGAGGCGAAAAAUCGCCAGCAACUAUCAUCACUGGCGCUACUAGGCCAAGAAUUCUGGCGCUAUCCGAUGGCUAGCUCUCCGAAACCAAAACCAACCACCGUACCGGCGACAACACCGUCCGCCACCUCUAGUCACAUGAACACCCCGUCCGAAGCAACGCACUCGAGCGGCAUAGGCAUAUCCGUACUUAAUCAUACACCAAUCGGUCAUGGUACAUCUAUUACCGGGGGCACCUCUUUGGGUGCAGGUGGAAUGGUAAACACGUUCGGGGAGACACCGACCGACACGUUCUCGACGCUGAGCAGUUUCACCGUUAGCAACGGGCAAACGCUGUUGAGUCCGGAAUCGAUCGACAGUGCCAUCAUGAUGUCACCGAUGACAGACCAGAACCAGACGGGGAUCAUUGGCAAAACGAGCACAUUUAAGGCACGCAAGCAGCAAAUCAUUUCACCCACAACGCAACACGAGGUAGAAAAGCAAAUAGAACUGUUCAACGCAAACAUACUGGGGCACGGUAGCCACGGGGCUCAUUCCAACGGGGACGUCACUGGCGGUGAAAUGACAAGCUCAACCUCAUCAUCCAUGGAGAGCCGACAGGGCGAUGUGUUGAACGCGACCAGCACGUUAGAAAGGAAGCCCCGUGCACCUAGACCAACGCCACCGAAUACGCUCAACAUCAAACCGAUUAGAAGUCCACCAGCACCACCGGCAAGACGAAUAAAGCUUCAGAUUGCAGAGAACAGCCCGACAGUGGAGAGAACUACAUUCAUGCAUCAAAAAGACACGGACUUCACACCGACAACGGGAUUUCCUACCAGAGAUACAGCAUUCCAGCGCAGAGAAACACCAGCGUUGAACACUGGCGCUUCCAACAAUUCGGGUUCACAUGUAAGCAAUACCGUGUGGUACUGUGAUACCGACAACACUGUAGGAGAUGGAUCAGAGAAGCAACCACCACCUGCGGGUCAGGUGAACGAUCACAAACCAGAACUCGACAAUCAUUGCUUCAGCGUUCCAGCAAGCACUCGCGUAAGUCGUCGUAACAAGCGAAAAGAAUCGAAACACUAUCAGGAAUCGGACAUUUUAGAAUCACCGUCCGUCUACUGCAGAAGCACUCUCGUAGAUAAGAUCAGUGAUUAUGAGGACAUUUGGACGCAAGAUGCUGCUAGCAAAGCCGAUCGUAGGUCCCUCCUAGGCCAGCGGCAUGGAAUGUUUGGCCAGGAAGAUUUAACUCUAAAAGGUCUUGUCUCUCCGUCUAUCGAUUCCAUGAGUUACAGACAGGGUAAUUUCACCUCCUACCGUGGCCCUGCAGCGCACGGUGGUGCACACACGCAUUACUCUGUCGACAAUCUGGCCGUUGGUAUGAGCGGUUUUGAUUCUGCUAGUGAUCGUGCCAGCACACCGACCGACAAACCAGCCCGUCCACCGGUGGCAUUGAAAACGUUUUCACCCAUACCGAAGGACGAGAGUCGUUUCGGUCGGGCGGUGUUGGCCGAUUCCCGACAGCGAUCGUGCAUGAACAUUUCACACACCACCACACCCGUCGGCACACCGGUGACGCUAGAUGACGCAAUAGGUGGCAUAGGUGGUGGUGGUGUUGGUGGACAGGAGCAAAAACAGGCCAGCCCGUUCUAUGCGGAUCCGGCUGAUAUUCUAAGUAACAUAAUUCGUCGCAGUCCUUUGAAUCGUUUGGCUUCGUCAAACAGCAGCCAGCGUCAUUCGGAACCGCCAAAGCAGCUGUUUGGAAAUGAUGAUAUGCUAUCUUACACGGUGCACCCUUGGGGCAAUGGAAACGGAUGUAAUGUGAAUAACAACUUUGCCGCAUCUCUGGACGAGCUAGCGUUGGAGAAAAACGACUCAAUGGUGUCGGGUGUUCGAAUGCAUGAAUUGAGUAUCACCGGCGGUAGUGGCGUUCACGCUACGAACGAUUAUGACUCUGAUAUCCGAUGGAAAACUCCCUCCACUUCGAUGAAGCCUGUUGAAUCGACAGCGAAGCCACACCAGAAAAGUACAGAUAGUCUAAUGGGCAAACCGAUCACGAUACACCAGAUUAUUGCCAAGAAGUUGCCAGCACUGAAUCUGUCGGAAAGAUUGCUGGAUAGCAUGCUGGCGAAUGAUAGCGGCAUCGGAGGCAAUGGCGAGUCGGAAUUCGGAACGUUAGGCAACAGAGGGCAGCGAAAGUCGGCCUAUGAUAACGUGGAGAAGCAAGCUAAUGCCUAUGCAUCAUCAGCUAUCAAUAGCGCUCAUUCGGAUGAUGGUACCGUUUUUUCUGAACCGUGGGAUAGCUCUCAGUGGGACUCGUUCCUGCCCAACGAACAAUCUUCUCUGGAAGUUGCGAAUAUGGGUAAUAGCUACGACAACAGCAGCUCGGUUGCCAAAGACACCCGCUACCGUAAAGACGUACACCAACAGUUACCACAGUCACAGCAAAAAGUAGCUACUAUACUGCGAUCUCGUAGUUGCCGCGAUCGAGAAAUUUUAUGUCAUCCACGCAACAGGUCCUCACACAAUGGUCCGGGCGAAUCGAUUGCCACGUACGCCUUCUACCUUGCGAGCAAGGCGGAUACAACGUUUUCUCGCAACAUAAGCAAUUUUAUCGCCUGUACGAAGGAAUCGAAAGCGGUUCCACAUCCGCAGGUUGUGAUGCGCAACAUGCGCCAAUUCAUGUCCGGCAUGAAGAACUAUCUGGUGAAGCACGGCGAGGGUGACUUUGCCGGUGAGGUGCAGAAGGCACGAGCUCAGCUGAAAGCGGACGAGUUCCUCAACCUCGACUCCAUACUGGAGGAGGUGAUGCAUAAGCUGGUGAUACUGCCGUUGCGCGAGCAUCUCUACGGUUUGUUCGUGGAUUACUAUAGCCAGUCGGGCGAUAUACAGCUGAUUGUAGAGAAGGUUCGCUCGACAGCAGGUCGCGGUCCACUUGCAUUCGGUAUCAAGGGCAAUGUGAUACCGCCGAGUCCUACAGCGAUGCGACAAAUAGCAACGUUGUUCGUGCGUCUGCAAGAGGCAGAACUACCGUUAGCUAAACUGGACUUACUUCUUGCCGCUGUGUCGACCAUUUUUGAAGCAACCACCUGCUGCAACGGUCAGCAGUUGAGUGCGGACGAUUUCCUUCCCGUGCUGGUGAUGGUUGUGGCACACUGUGGAUUUAUCGGUGCGGAAAUAGAGGCGGAGUACAUGUGGGGAUUGCUACAACCAUCGCUGCUGAGCGGGGAAGCUGGCUAUUACUUAACAGCCCUCUGCAGUGCGGUGCAUGUGCUUAAGAACUUUAGUCUCAGCGAACAGGAAGGAACAUCUACACUGGAUUGGGAUUCAUCUACGAUGCCAAACUGCUCGUCGGUGCUACGCGUGAUCAUCCCGGAUGAAUACAAUGGUUCUAUACAAACGCGCACACUUCCAAUACGACCGCAUACCACCACGAAGGAGGUUUGCCGGAUAAUUGCUCACAAGGCAAGAAUAACAAAUGCCCAAGACUAUGGUCUAUUCAAGCUGAUCGACGGUGAAGAAACUCUUCUACAUGACACCGAAUGUCCGCAAGACGUCCGGAUGACGGCGAAAGGAAAACAUUUUAUGAUAGCGUACAAGAGGAUUGACGCGAAAAUAGCGUGGCCUACCGUGAUGCCAAAUAAUGCUGCUAGCAACAACACUAUGACCACUAGCACUACUAAUACUACAAAUGCUACUGCUAAUAAUGCUAUCAUUACUACCACUACCACCACUACUACUACUGCGAGUGAUAAUCAACUAAAAGUAUAAGCAAACAAUGAAUU